ACAGGAAGAGAGUGAACAUACUUCACAUCUGGUUACAUUAGAUGUAAGAGCAGCACGCGCUCUCCUGUAACUUUAGUCUUUAUACAGUAAAGCUGCUUCUGUGUUCCUGAAGUCACGUUCCUGAAUCAGGGCGCACGCGCUGUUCUCUCCAGGAAGAAGCCCCCCCCCCCUCCCAAGAAGAUAUCUGGAUUAACCGAGGGUCAGAGGUCAGCAUGGGCUCUGCAGUGGAGAGGACAGACGAACAUGUCCGGGAGUAUCUGAUCUACCGGGGCUUCACCAGCACCCUCAAACACAUGGACACCGAGAUGAAGAGCGACAAGGAGAAAGGCUUCAGGGUGGAUAAGAUCAUCGAGCAGCUGCAGCAGUUUGUGCAGAGCUUUGACCUGUGUGGUCUGAGGGAGUACUGGCAGUACCUGGACAGACGUCUGUUCUGCAGACUGGAGGAUGUGUACAGAUCCACAGUGAACAAACUGAGAACCAGCCUGUACAGAUUCUACGUCAUUAACACCAUCCAGAAAGGAAACCUGGAGAAGACUCAGGAGUUUUUCCAGAAGCAGGCGCUGGAGCUGCAGACUCAGACCGAGUGGCGCGAUUGGUUCAUCCUGCCGUUUAUUGGCACCCCCGAGCAGAACCCUGCCUUCUCUCCGUACUUCUCCCGCCAGUGGGCUGACACCUUCCUGGUUUCACUGCACAACUUCCUGUCUGUCCUCUUCCAGUGUAUGCCCCAGCCCGUCCUCCUCAGCUUUGACUCUGAAGUCCAGAAGACCACGAGUCUGACUGAAGAGAACGAACAGCUCCGCCAGAUGCUAUUUGCUCUGCAGACGGAAUGCCGGGAGCAGAGGGAGGGCGAGGAGACGGUCCACCACAAGCUGCCGCUGUACGUCCAGAACAUGGACCGCCUUGGGGACACUGAGCUUGACUUAGUGUCGAGCCAGCGCCCGGUCAGCACCGCCAUCACUCCCUCCAGAAACUUCUUCUCGACAUUCCUGCCGCAGGGCAGGCGCACCCCGGGGAAACUGCCUCAGACCAGCGGUUCCUCGCCCAGCCAGGCAGCAGUGGGAAGGAAGGACCCCUCCACCAACCCCCCUCCUGCAAAGUCAAAGGAUGGUUUCCAAGCUAAGGAGGUAAAGCCAGUUUCCAGCCAGGCCUCCCUCAGUGAAGCUGCAAGCUCACAGCCCCAACAGGCAACACACCCCUCCUCACAUCCCCGACACAAGAGGGUCCAGGACCACGAGAAGGAGAGACGGGAGCUUUUCUCCAAACCACCAGCACAGACAGCAGAGAAGAGAGGGGAGGGGGGGGAGGUAGAGCCUCCUCCCGACACCUCCAGUGACCCCCCCGAGUCCUGCUCAGACAGCAGGGGCUGCCAAUCAGGAAGGGAGAGGGGGGGUCUCUCAGCGGAGCAGCCUUUCAUCAAACUGAGCCAGGAGGAGUACGGAGAACACCACUCCUCCAUCAUGCAUUGCAGGGUUGACUGUUCUGGUCGCCGGGUUGCCAGUUUGGAUGUAGACGGAGUCAUAAAGGUGUGGUCAUUCAACCCCAUCAUGCAGACCAAAGCCACCAUCAUGUCCAAGUCUCCUCUGCUGUCUCUGGAGUGGGCCACCAAGCCGGACCGACUGUUGUUACUAGGCAGUGGAGUUGGCACAGUGCGGCUGUAUGACACGGAUGCCAAGAAGAAUCUUUAUGAGAUGAACAUUGAUGAAACCCACCCACGCAUCCUGUCUCUAGCCUGCAGUCCCAGCGGCUCGUCUUUCGUCUGCUCUGCUGCAGCUCUCAGCGGAGACUCCGCUCCUCGACUUCCUGUCCCUGUCCCUGGCCAGCUGCUGCUCUGGGACACAAAGACGGUCAAACAACAGCUCCAAUUCUCUUUAGAACCUGACCCAGUAGCCGUGAACUGCACCGCCUUUAACCACAACGGGAACCUGCUGGUGACCGGAGCCGCUGACGGAGUCAUCCGCCUGUUCGAUAUGCAGCGGUAUGAGAGUGCGAUGAGCUGGAGAGCUCACGACGGAGAAGUGUACAGUGUGGAGUUCAGCUACGAUGAAAACACAGUCUUCAGCAUCGGAGAAGAUGGCAAGUUCAUCCAGUGGAACAUCCACCGAUGUGGGGUGAAGCAGUCGGAGCAGGCGUUAGCUCAGGAUGCCACGGGGCCCUUCAUCCUGUCAGGUUACAGCGGAUACAAACAGGUGCAGGUUCCUCGAGGUCGGCUGUUUGCCUUCGACUCUGAAGGCCAACACAUCCUGACCUGCUCCAGCAGCGGAGGACUCAUCUACAGACUGACCGAUAGGGAGCCAGCUCUGGAGAGUGUGCUCUCACUGGGCGGGCACAAAGCGCCGGUGGUGACAGUUGAUUGGUGCUCGGCCGUGGACUGCGGCACCUGCCUGACAGCCUCCAUGGACGGGAAGAUCAAACUGAGCACGCUCCUGGCUCAGAAGUCCUGACCGACCACCUGAUUGGGGUCGAAGGUCAUCAGAAUCUAUGAUGAACUGAUUUAAUUGGCUUGUUUGAUGAAUGUAUCUCACACGUCAAUGAAAAACUCACCAACCCUUUAUUAAGUCAUAUUAAAAUAAAAAAUUCACUUAGAGUUCCAGCUGA
Messenger RNA from Trematomus bernacchii (emerald rockcod), 2595 nucleotides. RefSeq names its product WD repeat domain 91 (gene wdr91). The transcript is spliced from 18 exons. Gene Ontology annotation, biological process: early endosome to late endosome transport. The record is from RefSeq and is a predicted model, not a curated record. Gene Ontology annotation, molecular function: protein binding; phosphatidylinositol 3-kinase regulator activity. NCBI's taxonomy places the organism in Eukaryota, Metazoa, Chordata, Actinopteri, Perciformes, Nototheniidae. Bases 213 to 2441 code for a protein of 742 amino acids. Gene Ontology annotation, cellular component: extrinsic component of endosome membrane; late endosome membrane; early endosome membrane.